Molecule: messenger RNA, 947 nt
Organism: Photinus pyralis (common eastern firefly)
Lineage: Eukaryota; Metazoa; Arthropoda; Insecta; Coleoptera; Lampyridae
Product: proline-rich receptor-like protein kinase PERK9
Exons: 5
Coding region: 39-947 (302 amino acids)
Source: RefSeq, a predicted model, not a curated record
CAUUUUGCAGCACAAGUGUUAAUCUGCACGUUAUCGUCAUGUCUUCAACCAAACGCGCCAACAACAAGUUGACUUUAAAGAAAAGUGCAACGAGUAAGAAGCCUUACAUAAAUGCCUGUGGAGGUGGUGGACGCUCAAUCUUAAAGACCGCCUUAGAAAAACCUACAAAAUUAUCCGAUGGUGAUGUGAUCAACCCCCCCACGGAAGAUGAAGAAGGACAUCCGGAAAGAACAAUAGCUACCACCACCACUACCACCACCACCACCACAAAUGAACUGGAAGAUUUCAAGGGAAAUUUCAAUCAUGUUUACGCUCCUCCAAUUACAACGAUUCCUCCACCUCACAUGAGACCACCGGUGAUAGAUCCCAGACAUGGCCAGCAACAACAACACCAACAACAGUUAAGCCCGUAUCCAUCAGUACAAAUAUUGGAGCAUAUUAUAAUUCCUGCGCCGCUACCCCAGGCAAAUACUCAAACGCAGCCGUCAGAAAUGGUAGCUUUACAUCCACAAUCCGCGAUGGGUGACAUGCAUCAAUUUCCAAAUAAUCCAGCUCAACAACAACCAAAUUUACCACUACAGCUACCUGUAAAUAACGGCGGCAACAAUCACUUUCAUGCCCCGUUGCCUAGGGGGGAAAAAGAUAUGCAAUUACUAAGAGAAUUUUAUGAACACGUCUCGCCGCCGUCUUCAGCAGCCAUCGACCGAGAAGAGGCGCCACCACCACCACCGCCGCCGCCAUCUCAUGAAUCGCCCAGAUGGCACGAGCCGUCCACACCCCAAGAGCUGGCGAUGUUAUCAAUGGGGUGUCUGGAGAAGAUGCUGACAAUUUUCCAGGCCAGACAAAGAAAUUCCCAACUCCAGACGGAGCGUUUAGAACGGGAAUUGGCUGCAUCACGGCUUCAAGAUGAAAACCUGCAUCGAGACAUGAAGAUUAUUAUAAACUAG